Molecule: messenger RNA, 3255 nt
Organism: Pogona vitticeps (central bearded dragon)
Lineage: Eukaryota; Metazoa; Chordata; Lepidosauria; Squamata; Agamidae
Source: RefSeq, a predicted model, not a curated record
CAUUGCUUUUCUUCUUUUCAGAUUCCCCCAGUAUUAAACCGGCCCUCAUGGCAGAGUUCAGGGAGAUGCUCAUCCCGGCAGCUACUGGAUGUUGCAAAGAAUCUUCAAGGCUGGUCUCAGAGAGAUAAAAGAAUGUGCUGGCAUGGACACGCAGGUGGAGGACUCCAUUCAGAUCCAAAGGAAGAGUUGAAAGAAAUAGAUAGCCGAAAGAUCAUCCACGCGAUGCUGUCGUACGUGUGGCCCAAAGAUAGGCCUGACCUCCGUGCCAGAGUUGCCGUAUCACUUGGAUUUUUAGCAAUUGCCAAGGGCAUGAAUAUAGUGGUUCCCUUCAUGUUUAAACAUGCAGUAGACAAUCUCAACCAGAUGUCUGGAAAUGUUCUGAACCUGAGUGAUGCACCCAAUACAGUUGCAACCAUGGCAACAGCUGUUCUGAUUGGAUAUGGCAUCUCACGAGCUGGGUCUGCUUUAUUUAACGAAGCUCGAAAUGCUGUCUUCGGGAAAGUGGCCCAAAGUUCCAUCCGAAGAAUCGCCAAGAACGUCUUUCUCCACUUGCAUAACUUGGACUUGAGUUUCCAUCUGAACAGGCAGACGGGAGCCUUAUCUAAAGCCAUUGACCGAGGAACGAGAGGGAUCAGCUUCAUCCUCAGUGCUUUGGUCUUCAACCUGGGCCCCACCUUGUUUGAAGUGUCCCUUGUCAGUGGGAUUUUGUAUUAUAAAUGUGGUGCACACUUUGCACUAAUAACCUUGGGGACAUUAGGAGCCUACACAGCAUUCACAAUAGGAAUUACACGAUGGAGAACUAAAUUUAGGAUAGAAAUGAACAAAGCAGAUAACGAUGCUGGUAAUGCUGCCAUUGACGCGCUGCUAAAUUAUGAAACUGUGAAGUAUUUCAAUAACGAAAAAUACGAGGCUGAGAGGUAUGAUGGAUAUUUGAAGAUAUAUGAAAAUGCCUCGCAGAAGACUACCUCUACCUUGGCUCUGCUUAACUUUGGACAAAAUGCCAUAUUCAGCAUCGGUUUGACAGCUGCUAUGGUACUAGCCAGCCAAGGAAUCCUCGCAGGUAACAUGACAGUGGGUGAUCUAGUGAUGGUGAAUGGAUUGUUGUUUCAACUUUCUUUACCCCUUAACUUCUUGGGAACCGUAUAUAGAGAGACGAGACAAGCGCUCAUAGACAUGAACAUCUUGUUCACGCUGAUGAAUGUAGACACGAAAAUCAAAGAUAAAGAGCUGGCUCCGCCCCUGCAGAUCACACCACAGACUGCUACCAUCGCCUUUGAUAACGUGCAUUUUGAAUACCUUGAGGGGCAGAAAGUUCUCAGUGGCGUGUCUUUCGAAGUCCUGGCAGGAAGAAAAGUGGCCAUUGUAGGAGGCAGUGGGUCAGGGAAAAGCACCAUUGUAAGAUUAUUGUUCCGCUUCUUUGAACCUCAGAAGGGGGAGAUUUAUGUUUCGGGCCAGAACAUACAAAACGUCAGUCUGGAAAGCCUGAGGAAGGCCAUAGGAGUUGUCCCUCAGGAUCCUGUCCUGUUCCAUAACACCAUCUUCUACAACCUUUCGUAUGGCAAUGUCAACGCCUCUGCAGAAGACAUCUAUGCGGUGGCAAAACUGGCAGGAAUCCACGAUGCUAUUCUUAGAAUGCCCAAUGGGUACAACACCCAAGUGGGUGAGCGAGGUCUGAAGCUGUCAGGAGGAGAAAAGCAGAGAAUUGCGAUCGCCAGGGCCAUCCUAAAGAAUCCUCCCAUUAUCCUCUACGAUGAAGCUACUUCUUCUUUAGAUUCCAUUACGGAAGAGAACAUCUUGAAUGCCAUGAGGGAUAUGGUGAAACACAGAACAUCCAUCUUCAUUGCACACAGGUUGUCCACUGUGGUGGAUGCCGAUGAAAUAAUUGUCCUCCAUCAGGGUAAAGUGGCAGAGCGUGGCAAGCAUUUAGAUCUCCUGACCAGCCCCAGCAGCCUCUACUACGAGAUGUGGCACACGCAGAGCAGCCGGAUGAUGAACAGAAACACCAGUGAACGGUGGGAGGAGAGGAACCACCACUUGUCCAAGGAGGAAGAAAGGAAGAAACUCCAGGAAGAAAUCAUAAAUAGUGUGAAGGGCUGCGGGAACUGCUCGUGCUGAGAUGGAAUCCCGUUUCCUUCCCUUUCCAGCAAUUUAAUAACAACUUUGCACCGGCCCUGUUUUCCGCUGCAUUCAACAAAAUAAACAGUUCCAUAUAGACUUUGCUGGCCUAGUUAAAAGGCUUCUUUCCCUCCGUGGAACAUCGUUUCUGUAACCAAAGGAUUCAACAUAAAUGUCCGUGAGCAUCUCUGAUAGUUACUGAGAUCGGUGGGAACAGGUUGAUGAGCCCGUGUACACUUCCUCUUCACCUCGCCCUGACAAUUCCUUGUAAAAUGGCAUAAAUCCCAUCAUAUGGAGGGUGUUGAAAUGUUUCUGCUACGAAGUGGAGUGUUUAUACUUCCUUUCAGCACUGCUGGUGGGCUACACAUGUUUUUAUACAUCAUCAACAUUACAGAUGUUUUUAACAAGCAUCCGUUUUCUCAAGUGUGUGCACUAACAGGAGAAGGGAAGCUGACCUUCUUUAAAAAACCUGUUGGAUGUGAUAGUAUUUUUAUCCUUUUAUACAGAAUAAUGGACAUCAGGUCUUUGGUAACAAACUCCAGUCUUUUGCCAUGACACAUUCCCUCAGUUGUCCCUAUAAAAAUAAUAAUAAUAAUACUUUCCAUGAGAACUCUGAAAAUUACAAACAAGAUCUGGGUCUGAAAAUGAUCAGAGCAUCUCUCAAGGCAAAAUAAGAAAGGCCAGCCCAUCUAUAUUUUUUGUUCUUCCCAGAAAAACACAAGGAAAUGAUGCUAUUAAAUUCUAACAAAAAUUCAAUAUAAACAUUAUGAGUCUUAUUGUCUUGCCGAUAAUUCAGGCUUCCAUACUGAGGUGCAGAAUGCAUUCAGAUAGAUGGGCACAAUUUGGAAUACCUGUCAGUUGAACCCUAUUCAGUUAAUAAGUAUUGCUGAAGAAAAUUGUUUGAAAAUUUGGUGUGUUGGGUUUAUGAAAUUGACCUUGAUUAAAAAAAAAAAAAAACACUGUUCAGCAGAUAAUGCACCAUGAGGAUGAGUAACUUUCCUGUUGUGUCUGCCUUGCUAAUGUGUGGUAAUAGUUGGAAUUGCUUUUAAUUUAGGAUCUGUCUUUGCUUGUUCUCUACCUGGAUGUGUCUUUUCCUUGAAGUUAGUGGAGAGAUGAAAAUGAAGUAUCUUUUUAAUUUAA